CCUUUACUAUUGCCACCACUACUAUCACUACCACCACCUUUACUAAUGCCCUUACUACUGCUUGGUACUAUUGCUGUUUAAGAAAAAUCAGAGCUAGCCAAGCCAGUUACUAGCUGUGAAACUGGAAAUCUACAACCAACCAGGACCAUCCGCACUCACUCUCUUCUCAUAGUUGCUUGUUACUGUUUGUUAUAUGGCACGUACGCUCAUUACAAACACAUACAUACACAGAAUCAUCUGUGUACACACACAACUCAUCAUCUCUUUAUGUCCAACUGGAACACAACACAGUCUACGAAUCUAAGGUACUUCGCAAAGGAGACCCUUUCACUUUCUGUACUUUCCCCGUACAACAUUACCGAGAAUUUACAAAGUCUAGGAAAUUAAAUUUCAGUGUUGUUGCUGCUCUGAACGUCUUUGGUAUUCACCAAGGUCAUUUUAGACAUGAUUGCAUCUUCAUAUGACUAUUCAAAGUGUAAAACAUUUCUCUUUAUGGCCUUGUAAACGACUUUCUCAACACUCUUGUUGCCAUUUCGCUUAUCUGUCUUCUGUUAUUGAUGAAUUCCUCUUGCCAUGUUUCCACUGGCUUGCACAAGUGGCAGCAUUAUUGGUUCCAGUUACAAACUCAAACGAAUCAUUACAAAAUUGUUCAUCUUUCUACAAUCUUGUGCAAUAUCUACAUGGUAUUGCACAUGAACACCUGAUCCUUUCGGUUCUGUAUAGUCUUGUGCAGUAUCUUACAAUUUGGAUUACGAAAUUACAAAGAUCUGGAGAACACCUUCGAUAUGAUGUUUACUCUUUAACUGCUGAAGUUAGCCGACAUGUUAGCUGUGCUUUGAAGGAGUCUGUAUGUGGCCAUAAUUCUGACAGAUCUCCUUUAUCAGUGAUGGCUGUUGAAACCUCUACCAUCCGGGGGCCUUUUAAUAGUGUCCUAAACUCUGCCCGUCCCACUGUCUGUAUCAAACGUCUUAGCGAGUGUUUUGAUGAGUGGCAACUAUCAGAGGGCAUACACAAGAAACUGACCCGUGUGCCCUGUAAGACCUCACCCAAACAAUUGACUUGUAAACGAGUUGUUAAAAAAUACUCCCAGUUGAAAAAGUCCCCAAGCACUGAAUUUAAACGGAAGUUGUUUGUGUAUUCUGCUGACUCACCUGAACAAUCGCCCACUCCUUUCUCUGUGACGCAGUCCAGCGACAGCCUACUUGACAAUACACUGAAAGAAAAAUUACUGAAUGGACACAUGGAGGAAGACCAUUCUUCCGUGGAAGUUAGCCAUGAUGAAUGUAACGAUAACUCAACACACUCUAUAUCUGCAGAAAACCUCAACUCAGCAAAUGGUAAGUCACUACAGCUUGCCUGCAGCCUUGUUAGGCGAAAGUAUGUUCGCUUUUGGCGUAAACCUCUUGAAUGUCCUGUGUCCACUGGACCCACUGGGGAACGUCGCAUCCUGAAAAACGUGCGGUUGUGCGAUGUUUUCAAGCCAGGUUCUGAUAAAUGUCAACACGGUCAACUACCUGAAAACUUAAUUAUUCCUGAUUCUUGUUCUAAAAAAUCUUCUAGCACCAAUACUAAUAAUAAUAAUAAUUCCAUUUCUGAAAAUGAACAUCGCAUUCCUGAAAGACAACAAUCUGGUGAUGUUCAUUGGAAGACCGAAGAAAAAAAUAUUUUCUCUCUGUUUAAGAACUCAGAGUCUGUAAAAAACCGUCUAAACACUUCUGUUGCGAAUGAAAAACAUGACAUUACCUCCAGUGAAUCCUCAGUUGACCCUAGUAAAAAAUGUCCAAAGACCACCACAGGUAGCCUUUUAUUGCAUCAAGAGAAGGUAGCAAAUUCAACAGACUCUAAGAUCUGUGUCAACUUGGCUGACCAGUCCAUUGAUUGCUUAAAGCAUAGUAUGUACUCUGAAACGCUUAAAUCCGAGUUAGACAGCGACCCUGUUGGUAAUUCUUAUGACAAGAACUCCCAUCAGGGUUGUUUUUCUGAAGACUCUGCCUUUAGCAGUGGCAGCAACAGCAGUGUUGACCCCCUAGAACACGUAAACAAAAUUACUAAAGUGCAAGAGACACGACGCAAGGCCAAUAAACGACCGUCUUAUACCUAUAACUAUUUUACCAACUGCGAACAGGAAGGUCCUCGGAUACGGCGAAGGCGGAUGUGCCCGUGCUGUAUGUCUUCGUCACCAGAGAAAAAGAGGCGGCGGCGAUCACGGUCGUGUGCUUAUAAGUUGCCUGGUAACUCCCAACCUUUUGUUCAGAAUACAUUAAGACUAAUCUCACUGCGUAACAAGUUACAUUUGCUGUUUUCAGUAUUAUUUCCAAAACUGUAUCCAUUUCUGGAGUCCAUUCGAACUGACUCAGAGGAUGUGGACGUUUUAAUCAGUGAAGCUAUUUCUCUGGUGGAGACAGGUAAACCAGUGUCAUCCGAUAAAACUUCAUUACCUCUGUCAUCUUCAUCAUUAUUAUUAUCAUCAUCAUCAUCAUCUUCUUCGUCGUCUUCAUCGUCAUCAUCAUCAUUACCCACUUCUUUAUGUUCCAUGGGUGCAGACAAUACCAGUGUGGAUAAAAUAAACGUUAAGACCUUACAGGGUCAAGCCAUGUUGCUGGACAUGAAAGUAAGUUUGUGUAAGUCACCAGAGAAGUGUCUCUUAUCCUUGCAGCAAAAGACAAUGACCUUUCUCAAAGUGUUGCUACCCAACGUCCCAUUUCACCAGGAAGUUUUUCAUCAGAUAUCUUCUGAGCACCUUGAAUAUAUGCUUGAUCUUAUUGUUAGCAGCAACCAAGGCACAGCACCUUCAAAUCUUUGAUAAACUUCAACAUUCUUGAUGACUGUGAUAUAUGCAUUUAUUUUUAUUUCACUUUCGUUUUUUUUUUUUUUCAUUUCAUUCUUCUGUUUUCUUUCACAUUGUUAGUUCAAAUGAAGCAAAAACAAGCAAAAACAAACACAAAACAUUAUUUUUGGCAGUAUUUUUUACCUGAAGAAAAACUUACCUCAUUUGUCUCUAGAGAAAAAAAAAACUCUCUUUCUCUCUUUUUCUUCUUCUCUAUCCGCAUCCUUAUAUCUUCCCCAUCUCUCUUCGUUUUGUUUCCCUCUUCUUCUUCUAUUAUUACUUUUGUAAUUGUAGAAAAGAAAGAGGGGGAUGGCAGGGAGAGGAACUUCCCAUCAAUUAGUGUAUUUGUAGUUCUAUCAGGGAUGUUAGCUUACCAUAUUUAACGAGUAGGUGGGGGUAAUUGAAAUUUUUAGAUAACAAACAAACAAGGUAAAGCUGGUUCACUUGUGUUUAAUUACGUUUUUUUUUUUUUGUUUUUAAACCCAUUUGUUUUGUCUGUCAUCGAAGUAUUUUAUGUCUGAAAGGCUAAACCAAAAAGAGGAGGACUCUGUCUAUUAAAAUAAUAAAAUAAAAUAUAUUGUUAUCAUUGAAACUGGAGAAUUAUUAUUAGAAUUUAUGACAUCAACACCAUCAUCACCAACAACAAUAAAACCUAUAAAGCAAGCAAGUAGCAUUUCAUUUAACAUUGUCUUUUUUUUCUUUUAUGUAUCCUAAGUGGAAUUAUCUAGAGAUCAGAUCUGAAAGUACAUGUUAAUGGAGCACAGUUGAGAGUUGGUGGGAUUAAAAUGAGAGAAAGAGAGAGACACUAUGUAGUCGCAGUCUACUAAGACUUUUUUUUCUUCAAUGUACUGUCCAAGAGACUGAAGAAUAUGCAAACGAACCUUUAAUCUGCUUGAUUUGCUGAUUGUAGAUGCUCGACUUUGGAGACAAACUCUUACAGCUUGAUGUAGGUUUAAGAAUUGUAAUGACCUUAUGGCACCUUUUUGUCAGGUAGAUCAAUAUUUAUUACGAGACUUCUGUCGAUUUCUAAUGGGUUUGAGUUCAGUAAUAAACAUGAAGCUUAACCACACACGAACACAUACUGUCAUCGUAAAACAGAAACGACAUAUUGGAGAGAAUUCGUUGAGUACAAAAAGAUUAGAUGUGCAUUGACCAUACACAUAUCUCCUCAGUCAUAACUGGCCUGGGGAUAAGCAAAAGCUAAUAUCACACUCUUUCUCAUGGAUACAUAAUAUAUGUCAGUAUUUUGCGCUUGGCAUGGGUGUGUGGUGGUGAAUUCAGUACUGUUUUAAAGCUUCGAGUUCAAAUCUGGGUAACCAAGGAAUCCAAGUAAAGGGACAUAACUACGUCGAAUUUUUUUGGCUACUUAUAAGGUCACAAUUGAUCAAAUACAUAAAGACAGAUAUUGUUAUUGAGAAAUUUAAGCACUUAUUCAUUUUAGUGUGGAUUACUCCCACACCACUAACUAUUUUUUUAUUAUACUCUUCAGUUUUUUAUACUUUGAACACCAGGUAUUCAGAAUUUGCAGAAAAAUAAUUAAUUUUUAAAAAUCAAAAACUGAUUAGGGUUAGAUAAUUAAUAACUGCAGUACUUGUUUCUCUGCUUUGUGUUUGCAGUUUAAGUCUUAAUUAUACAAAUAUUUUGUUUACACUUGAAAGCAUUGUUUUGCUCAAAAAUUUUAAAGGACGAAAAUAUAAUUACAAAUGCAAACAAAAUAUAUAUUUAAGAUGCAAAUUAGAUUUGUAUGCAGAAAAAGGUACUGCAUUUGUAAAUAUCCUUACCCUAAAUCUGUUUAUGAUUAAACUAUUUUCGUUUUGUAAUUUCAAAAAUCUUAAGCUGAUAUUUAAAACAAAAAAAAAAUUGAAGAUUUUUCUUUUAAGGUAUAAUAAUAAAAAUGUAGUGGGUGGUUAAAAUGUCCACAGCACAACACUGUAAACAAAGGAAAAUUAUGUGAAACUAUACUAAAUAAAAAUGGAAAAUAAAGUUUCAGAGCCAUUUCUGAUUACCAUAGACAAUUUGUAUCGAGCAAUUGAGGAAAAAUGCCACAAAGUGAAGCAUUUCAGCCAUUAAUAGGGGACAGGUGUACAACUGCAAAAAUCUAGUUUUAAGAUGUUUCAUCAUUGUUUUUUAUGUUUUACUCUCCUUGUUAUUCCUCUUCCCCUCUUCAAAAAUCCAUUUGUUCUUUGCGUUUCUGUAUGGUUUUGGAUUUAUCAGCAGAACAUUAUUUUUCCUUGCUGCUUGAUGAAUUUGUUGCUUGUAUAAACCAAAUGAAACUACUAUUGCUACACACACACACACACACACUCUUUAACACAAAGGAGUAUUGAGCAUUUAUGUUUUUGUACAACAUAAAACAAAAACUUUACACCCGUACACUUACAUGUUAACAUUAGGCCUUUGUAAACUUCAAUUUGCAAUCAAAAUAUUAACAUAUUUAUUUUAUUCUAUGCCCUCAUAUGCAUAUAUACCAUGUCCUAUAAAUAAGUCACCAUUUUACUUUAUGUUCUGCCUUAUUUAUAAGACUUUUCGUCUGUGUAUGUACACACAUAUAUGUAUAUAUACACACACACACAUGCAUUUGUGUUUGUGUAUAUAUACAUGUACACAUAAUGCAUUUUAUACACACACACACAUUUAGGUAUAUCUACAUGGUUGUUCUAUUCAGAUCACUUCAUUUGGUUUACAUAUUGGGCAUUACACACAGUCUUGUAAUCUUGUUCUUCAGCGAACUGACUAUUAGGGUACAUCAAUAUUUAUAUUGAUAAAAAAAAAAGUCAUUUGUUUCUUUUCACAUGUUUUUUUUCUUUUCUUUUUUUUUUUUUUGUUUCUUCUUCAAGAGAUAAGCCUUAUUGUUAUGGUGUGAGUGAGUUCUGUGUAAUACGACACACUAUGUUCUCUCCUCUGCAAAACUGAAUUUGGUUUUUAGUUCCAGUUGCAUCUACUUCGUUACAUUGCCUGUUCACUGAAAGCACACACAGCUUUUGUUAAUGUCUAAAUGCUUCGCUUCAUGCAUUUGUAAUAAACUCUUAGUUACUUAUACCUUGGUUCAAUACUACAUCCAGGGGAUUUGAAUCUGACCAAGUUUCAAUUGUCUAUCGUAACCAUUUAACAGAACUUUAUGACUUUUGCUAGGGCAUGAACAUCUGUUUAACUCUUCUUAGUAAGAAACCAAGUUUUUUUUUUUUUUUCGUUGUUGUUUCUUUAGCAAAUAAGAAUCAGGGCUUUUAACUUACCUUUUUUUUUUUUUCUUCGAUUGGAAAUUAUUGAAAUUUGGUUACUGUUUUGUUUAACCAACUCCACAGCUUGUCUUGUCUGCAAUUCCCCUAUAGCUAAGCUUCCUCACAUGCUUGUUGCUUUUCUGUUGGUUCCAGCUUCCCCCCAACCCAUUCCCUUCGUGUAUGACAACAUUGGGCUCUUCAAAUUAGUCUUUGCCAUGCAUGUCAAUUAUGUGUUUCGUUUUUAUCGAUAGAUAUUAACACCCGGUGAGUUUUCUCUCAAAUAUUUUUUUAACCUGAAGUUUUUUCAAGUCCAGUUGUUAGGAAUAAUAUUUGUUUAUUUAGUAUAAAAGAAAAAAAAAUUUAAAAAUAUUAAAAAAAAAACAAAACAAAACACAUUAAUGGGGAACAAAACAAAAAAUAAAUAUUGUGGAAAAAAAAAGUUACUGGGAAAAUUUCCAGCAAAGUGUAAGUUAGUAGUAAAGUAUAAUUUUAUCAUCUCGUUAUUGUGUGGAGAAAUGGUCCAACACUAAUUAUUUUAUUUAUGUUUUUAAUUUUGUCUUCAUUUAUACUCAAGAGGACAUAAACAGUAUUUGUAUUUUUUCUUCAUUCCAUCUUUAAAAAUGGUGUUUAUUUUGAACAAAAUAUUUAAUUUGGCCAUAAAAUGUAAUGAACUUGAAGAAAAUCUAGGUUGGUUAAAAAAAUAAAUAACAGAAAUAUGCUGAGAUUGACUCAACUAUAUUUCUCUUACUACUAAACUUGCUUUGUAUCUAAGAAAGAAAUUAUUUACUACAAAGAUAGAAUUUAUCCAACUUUGAGCUAACAGUUUCCACUUACAACUAUCAAGAGGUGCCUGCAUACUGUUAUAAAGUGAUGUUAUUUUCGCCCCUAUUUAUAAAGUACUAUUGGCAGCAUUAAAGGUUGAUAGGAUGAUUGUCUUAUAUUAAUUCUUAGAAUUAUCUUCAGUGCAAAUUUCAGUUUGCUAGAUUUCUUUCAUAACUGUCUUACACUACCAAAAAAUAAAAAAAAUUAUACUCAGAAGAGCUAAUUGGAAAUUAAUAAUUUUUUUUUAUAAAGCAUAUUUCCUUAAAGGGUGCCAAUUAAGUCCCUUUUUUUUUUAAGCUGCAUCACUUCAUUUGGUUAAACCCUCUUAUCAUCCUAGUCAAGGUUGUGGCUGUAUCAGUGAAGUCAAAUUGUCAUUACUCUUCCUUUCCGUCAAGGAAUAACUCUUGGUUUUUUCCCUUCUUCAUAUCCACUCAUGAAUGAACUGACAAAUAGCGACCUUGUUGGAGACUAUUUUU
Octopus sinensis (East Asian common octopus) is the source of this 7343-nucleotide messenger RNA. RefSeq lists its product as uncharacterized. NCBI's taxonomy places the organism in Eukaryota, Metazoa, Mollusca, Cephalopoda, Octopoda, Octopodidae. The transcript is spliced from 4 exons. The record is from RefSeq and is a predicted model, not a curated record. Bases 461 to 2803 code for a protein of 780 amino acids.